AUGGCAAAGAUUCUGGAACAGUUCUUCACUUCUGUAGGUCUUCUGGUGUUUAUACUCUACCUGGUGAAAUGUCUGAGGUUCUCCAUAUGUAUUUUCUUGCACUUCUGGAAAGUUCUGCGGAAGUCCUUCUUAAAGUCAAUGGGGCAGUGGGCAGUGAUCACUGGAGCAGGAGAUGGGAUUGGGAAAGCUUAUGCAUUUGAGUUAGCAAGACAAGGACUCAACGUGGUGCUUAUUAGCCGGACACUGGAAAAACUACAGGUUAUUGCUGGACAAAUUGAACGGACUACAGGGAGAAGUGUGAGGAUUAUACAGGCAGAUUUCACCAAAGAUGACAUCUAUGAGAAUAUUAAGGAAAAGCUUAAAGGCUUAGAAAUUGGAAUUUUAGUCAACAAUGUUGGAAUGCUUCCAAACCUUCUCCCAAGCUAUUUCCUGGAAACAUCUGGGGAAAUCCAGAGCCUCAUCCAUUGUAACAUCACCUCGGUUGUGAAGAUGACAGAGCUAAUUCUGAAAAACAUGGAAUCAAGGCAGAAAGGGCUCAUCCUGAACAUUUCUUCUGGGGUGGCCCUCUUUCCCUGGCCUCUGUAUUCCAUGUACUCGGCUUCCAAGGCUUUUGUGUGCACAUUUUCCAAGGCACUGCAGGUGGAAUAUAAAGCAAAAGGAAUCAUUGUUCAGGUGCUGACCCCAUAUGCCAUUUCAACACCCAUGACAAAGUAUCUAAGCACCAACAUAAUAACCAAGACAGCUGAUGAGUUUGUUAAAGAGUCACUGAACUAUGUAACAUUUGGAGAUGAAGCCUGUGGAUGCCUUGCUCAUGAAAUCUUGGCGAACUUUCUUACUAUGAUCCCAUCCUGCAUCUUCUACAGCAGCUCAUUCCAGAAGAUUCUCCUGACUCACUAUGUGAAUUACCUCAAGCAGAACAGCAACAUAAGCUAUCAUGGGUCAGAAUCAGUCAGCUCCACUUCCCCUUGUGACUAUUUCAGCAAUUUCAGAUUCAAGGGCAGCAACCUCUCCGUAGAGGUGAAGAAAGGUAAACUGAUAACUCUGUGUUCUGCAGAAUGGCCAGUCUUCAAUGUUAGCUGGCUAGCAGAAGGUACUUUUGAUGUGGGGACCAUUCUGAAAAGUAAAAGAAAUUGGAAUUCUAAAGAUAAAGUUUCUAAUGUAAAGUAA
Messenger RNA from Sorex fumeus (smoky shrew), 1167 nucleotides. RefSeq names its product hydroxysteroid 17-beta dehydrogenase 3 (gene HSD17B3). NCBI's taxonomy places the organism in Eukaryota, Metazoa, Chordata, Mammalia, Eulipotyphla, Soricidae. Gene Ontology annotation, molecular function: oxidoreductase activity. The record is from RefSeq and is a predicted model, not a curated record. The transcript is spliced from 13 exons. Gene Ontology annotation, cellular component: endoplasmic reticulum. Bases 1 to 1167 code for a protein of 388 amino acids.